GAAAGCUGGAGCAGAGAUUCCACGUCCUGGUCAGGAUUCUUUAGAGUAAGUCCAAAUUACACAGGACGUAUCAGCAUUUGGACAAGGACUAGACUGUUAACCAGAAACAUAAUUUAAUGAUGUGGGUUUCUCUACAUGGCUCUGAAUAUGGAAGAAUGUGGGGAGGCAAACAACAUUGCUGUUCGUGAAUUGACACUCUAUUCGGAACAUGUCCACACAGAUGCAUGUUGUGAUUUAAAAUACAACAUGAAAGUAUACUGAACACUUAGCUAAUUAGAUUAGAUUUUACACACGUUAGAGACUCUAAAUAAUAAAAUUAUUGAAUUAUUGGGCAUGCAGGCUGGACAGAAGUCAUCAGUGAUGAGAAACUAUGCAAUAACCACCUUCAUUCUGCUGGGACUGACAGAUGACCCUGAGCUGCAGGUUCGGAUUUUUUUCUUUCUCUGUCUCACCUACACCCUGAGUGUAACUGGAAACCUGACCAUCAUCACACUCACCUCUGUGGAUUCCCACCUGAAAACACCCAUGUACUUUUUCUUAGUAAAUUUCUCCUUCUGAGAAAUCUCAUUCACAAUGGCAUGUGUUCCUAGAUAUUUGCAUAAUAUAGCAACAGGUGACAAUAUCAUCACAUAUAAUGCUUCUGUCAUCCAAGUAGUUUUUACUGACCUCGGUGCAGUAACAGAGUUUUUCCUCCUGGCCGCCAUGUCCUAUGACCGCUACGUGGCCAUCUGCAAACCCCUGCAUUAUGUGGCCACCAUGAGCAGCAGAGUCUGCCAGAGGCUUGUUUUUUGCUCUUGGGUGGCAGGAUUGUUGGUCAUAAUCUCCCCACUCAGCCUGGGGCUAAAUCUGGAAUUCUGUGACUCAAAUGUUGUUGAUCAUUUUCUCUGUGAUGCUUCUCCUCUCCUCAAGAUGUCAUGUUCAGACACCUGGUUCAUGGAACAAACUGUUUUCAUCUGUGCUGUGCUGACCCUCAUUUUGACUCUUAUGUGUGUGAUUCUAUCCUAUAUGUAUAUCAUGAAGACAAUUUUAGGAUUUCCAUCUGCCCAACAAAGAAGAAAGGCCUUUUCCACCUGUUCUUCCCACAUGACUGUGGUUUCCAUCACUUAUGGCACAUGCAUGUUCAUCUAUAUGAAUCCUACAGCCAAGGAAGAAGUGACUACUAAUAAAGUGGCUUCACUACUCAUUUCUUCCAUUUCACCUACAUUAAAUCCAUUUAUUUAUACACUGAGAAAUAAGCAAGUGAGGAAAGCCUUCAAUGACUCGAUAAAAAGAAUUGCAUCACUAUUUAGAAAGUAAAAUAGCAAUCAAUAAACUUAAAUGAUAAAUGGCUGCUAAACCUUUCUAUUGAAACUAAUAAUGUUCUUUAUCACUUUAC
Messenger RNA from Sus scrofa (pig), 1375 nucleotides. NCBI's taxonomy places the organism in Eukaryota, Metazoa, Chordata, Mammalia, Artiodactyla, Suidae. The record is from RefSeq and is a predicted model, not a curated record.